Molecule: messenger RNA, 917 nt
Organism: Cydia amplana
Lineage: Eukaryota; Metazoa; Arthropoda; Insecta; Lepidoptera; Tortricidae
Exons: 2
Coding region: 395-865 (156 amino acids)
Source: RefSeq, a predicted model, not a curated record
GUAGUAGAGCUUAGACCUCUAACGAUGCUAAAAGUUAACGGGUUAUUGGGUCGCCGGGGCAAUGCGCUCACGGCUAUCUUUAUUUACAAACUCGUCACAAAAACUCAUAUCACAAUUAUAACUGGUCUACCACUCUUAAACCCAAUGGUGUUUGAAGAGCGGACAACCAACUUAUAGGAAACUAAUCUUAAUAACGUAUCUACACAUGCAUUAUUAAUGCUAGCGUUUUAUUGCACAUUACAACUGCAAUUCCAGAAUAGUUGUUCUCGUGGUAGGUCGCAGCCUGUCUGAGAGUACCGCUAUCUCCGCAAAUAAAUAAAAAAUGCAUCGGAGACUGGGUACAUAGCGGGGCCCGCGAGCGGAGCCCGCAGUGCGCCUCCCGCCAGCAGCCGCGAUGGUCAACUACAAGCGCGUCGUGUGCGAGGUGGCCGUGGUGCUGGCGUUAGUAGCGGCCGUCGCCGCGGCACCAACUUCUAAUCCUGACUGCCACUACGACCAGCGACAGAACGGUUCGGAGAACUACCGCUUAAACAUCGACGGCGUCGUGAUCGCCGUCGCGCCUGCAGACUCGCUCCUGGCCGCAGCUUCGGAGCUCGAUCUGAGCGACCUCCUGGACCUGUCGGAGUACGAGGGACCCUCGUCGCAGAAGCCGCAGCUGGAGCCGAAGCCGGAGGACGGCAAGCCGCAGGAGAAGCCCCAGGACAAGCCGGAGGACAAGCCCGACCUGUCCGUGCUCGAUGUCAGCCAGAACACAGUGAAGGAGCAGAAACAAGCUUUCUCGAGGAAGCAGGAAAAAGCACACAGACUGAAGAACCGCCUCGCCCAAUUCCUGCUGCCCCUGCUGAGAAAGACUCGCCACCACUAGACGGAGAGCCCCAUGACAACUGAUGCAUAUAAAACUAAUAAGGCCUUAUCCU